CGGCAAUGGUGGAGAAAGACGUGCUUAGGGUUUGUCCCAGUGGCUAUGGUAGGAGGCAUUGCUGCGAGGAGGCGCUAGCAUUCCAUGGCGGUAUCGGCGACGGGAUCGACCAGAGACGUUUCCUACAGCUGCGGGAGGUGCGCGUUCAAGCUCAAUCUCAGCUCCUCCGAUCGGCUCAUCACGAGCAUCGGUCCCAGGUACUCCAAAACUAGCAGGAAAGGGAUCCUCUACUUCCUCUCGAUCGAUGAGAGCCGGUUUAGAAUGCUGGACGAGGUCAAGUGUGGCCCGUACUUCGAAUCGCCAGGGAAGUGGGGGAUCCAGAGAAUGCAAACGCGGCUCUUGUGCCGGCAAUGCGGUGCCACCAUCGGGCAUCUGGAGUCGGGGAUCUCGUCGUCGGUGAUCGGCUGCCUGGAUGUGGAUCGAAGCACAGACGAUGGGAAGAGAUUUUGCAUCAAGAUCAGGGCGUUGCAGCCAGAGCAGGAGCUCGACGGUGGAUUCCAAGCCAAAGAUGGAGAUCAGGAGAAAGCUCCCGAGGUUCUUCUAGCCGCCAAAGAUGAGAAAGCUCUGGAGGAAGCCAAGGAGGGAGAUGAAGAGAAAAGAUUCGAGCAGCGCAGCAGUGAGAAGACGAAGCUAGAUCAGGAGGGGAAAAAGGACGAGAUUUGCAAUCAGUAGCAGCAGCGAUGGAUGGAUCGAUUGAUUGCUUCUUUCUUUUUCUUUUUGGUUUUGAGUGUAUGAUUCUUUCUCGAGGCUGUAGAUGAUAAUGUGAAAAAUGCCUGCCGGGUUAUCUAAAGAGAAAACGAGGGCUUGGAUUGGACGGUUGUGAUGGCUGCCGAUUCUGAGAUGGAAUUCCAGCCCGGGCUGCGUAAAAGCCACCAGGUCGCUCGUUCCAGCCGCCAUAGCCACAAACAACACAGAGCUUUGCCUUCCAGUUGGUCGCCACUGUAAAUUUAAGCAUUAAGUGACCUUGGAGCUAUUUCUACAUUACAAGGAUCUUUCCAAUU
Selaginella moellendorffii is the source of this 1001-nucleotide messenger RNA. RefSeq lists its product as uncharacterized. The record is from RefSeq and is a predicted model, not a curated record. The coding region runs from base 85 to 672 and encodes 195 amino acids. The transcript has 2 exons. Lineage: Eukaryota; Viridiplantae; Streptophyta; Lycopodiopsida; Selaginellales; Selaginellaceae.